UCAGAGAUGUCUGAAUGAAACCGAGAACUGAGUGAUUAUGAGAAAUUUAACUGUGUAGGAGAAAGAGGACAAAAAUACAUGCAUAAGCAAUACAUCAAAUGUUCAGCUUGAUACACACAGAAAAAGCAAAUGUCUGCAUUUGCCAGUAAAUGGACUGAGUCUUAAUACCAUCACAUCUACAGUCAUUGCUGUAUUUAACUCUAAGUCUAAACUUACAGGCCCCUGUUGGCAUCUUGUGAAAAGUUCAACUUAGUACCUUACUAAAAUGGUAUUAAACCAUCAUGAAAAAAGAAGACAAGUACAUCUAAGUAAAAACAAGCAUACACAUGCCUGCGUAACUUUAAAAAAAAGUGAUGAAUAGUGAUGAAAAAACAUCAGUAAGGAUGUGCACAGAGAGGAAAGUGAGGGAUUGCUAUUAGGUUCAUUACUCUUGACACAACAAUGCAUAUGUUGUACUUAUUCAACUGGGGCAUGGCAAGCCAGACAGAAAGGGGAAUGACCGCUCUAUCACAUGCUGAUGAUUUGAUGAGUAUUGUGUAAUGCAUAUUUGUUUGCGUAGAGGUUUUUAAGAAAAGCAGUGGCUUUAGCAGUUAUGCUGUGCAGUGAAGCAAUGCAAAUUUUCCCUCUUUCAGAUAAUACUCUCAGCGUUUUGGCAAAGCACAAUGGAUUCAGUCGGCAGAAACAAGAGGUAUACCUACUGCCAAUCAUAAUAAGCGAUAGUGGAAAUCCUCCCAUGAGCAGUACUAGCACUCUUACUAUUAGAGUCUGCGGUUGCAGCAGUGAUGGUAUUGUCCAGUCCUGUAAUGUUGAAGCAUAUGUACUUCCUAUUGGACUCAGCAUGGGAGCCCUAAUUGCAAUAUUAGCAUGCAUCAUUUUGCUACUAGUCAUUGUAGUGCUGUUUGUAACACUAAGAAGACAUAAGAAUGAGCCUUUAAUCAUCAAAGAUGAUGAAGAUGUGAGAGAAAAUAUUAUUCGCUAUGAUGAUGAAGGAGGUGGAGAAGAAGAUACAGAAGCUUUUGACAUUGCAACGUUGCAAAAUCCAGAUGGAAUUAAUGGAUUUUUGCCUCGUAAGGAUAUUAAACCUGAUCUUCAAUUUAUGCCCAGGCAGGGUCUUGCGCCUGUUCCUAAUGGUGUUGAUGUUGAUGAAUUUAUUAAUGUAAGGCUUCAUGAAGCCGAUAAUGAUCCCACAGCUCCACCAUAUGACUCUAUCCAGAUUUAUGGCUAUGAAGGAAGAGGUUCAGCUGCUGGUUCCCUUAGUUCAUUGGAGUCCUCUGCAUCAGACUCAGAUCAGAAUUUUGACUACCUCAGUGAAUGGGGUCCUCGCUUUAAAAGACUUGGAGAACUUUACUCAGUUGGAGAAAGUGACAAAGAAACUUGACAGUGGAUUACAAACUUUUUCACUGUUGACUUAACUAUCAUGUAAUAUUCUAGGGCCACUGCUGUUAGUUAAAACUAAUGUGGCUUUUUGUUUUAGAGGCAAGUUUAGCGCCAGUCAUCUAUAAAAUCAACUACAUUGUAAUGUUGAACCAAAUAAAAAAGUAUAUGUUAGGAGGUUAAGUCUUGUGGAGUGUGAAGUAAAGUAUGUGGAGUGUCUAGAAGUCUUUGGAUAUUUGAUAUUCACUUGACCACUCUGAAGAUGGAGAUUUAGAUCUUUGAUUAUCUUCAGUGAAUUGAAAAGAAUGAAUUGGUGCUUUCUUAGGAAAUGGACUUGCAGGGAUUUUGCUGUUGAACAGUAGCUCCUGCCAGUAUGUAUAAAGCUAAUGGUUUGUUUCUGCAUUGCCAACAAAGAUCCCGACUCAGAAAUGUUAAAAGCAAUAUCUUGGUCUUCUUAGCAAUGCUGAAUAGAAAUAGCAUUGUAAAUCCUUACUGGCUUCUACUGUGCAGUGACCAUGCAUUGUACAUACAGUAAUUGUUGGCCACGUAACCACAGACUGAAUAUCAUCUUUAAAUAUUGUGUCAAGCCUUAAAAUAUUCACAUGUUCUUAAUCCAUUCCAGUUAUGGGUAAUAAAUCCUACUCACGUGCAAAGAUUCAGAUGCAGGGGUCCAAAACCUUGCUUUACAAAAGGAGCUUUUUUUCUAAAAGAAGGAUCAAUCCUGUACUUCUGAAAGGAAAGAAAAAACUGUGAAAGGGGAUGGACUUACAUAUAUGAAAGAAUUACUGAUUUUAUUGCUAAAGAUCGAAUUUAUUUGUUUAAUCUUUGAAAUAAAUAUUUUAUUGGUGUCCAUUACUGCUUUUAUUUAUGAAGAUUGAUAAUCUAUAGAAUAAGAUUAUAAAGAAAACUAAAUUGUAUCAUUUAGAUUUUUUUCUAUAUAUCGUGAAUGUUUAAUACAUGUACAUUUUGAAAAGAAAAAUGACAAAUUGUUGUAGGUUAAAGCAGUAACCUCUCCAUUUGCAGUAGCAGAAUUUUAAGAGAUUGAUGGCAGGAAUAAAAUUUCCCAGAAAAAAAAACUUUUGACAGUUUUGUAUCUUCUUCAUAAAUCUAAUACCUGGUGUUUUUAAUACAAGCACAAACAGCUGGAAGUAAACUGGUUCAUGUGAAUAUUUAAACUAUAGACUUUUAGAAAUCCACACAUAACACAGUACAGUAAAAAAAAAAAACAUGCUUAUAGUUCUCCACUGUAUUAGAGCAGGAACCAGUGUGUACAUAAUUUUACUGCUUAUGUUAUUAGCAUUUCUUUUCUAUAAUAUUCAUAGUGAUGCACCAGGGCUCUUGCACACAGAGAAAGAACAGCACUAGAAGUUGCAAGCAUACUGAAUUUGUAAUGCAAACUUGCCAUUUAGAAGUAGCAAUUGUAUAAUAAAACUAUGUAUUACAUGCAAAUCAUUUUAAUUUUCUACUUUGUUUUGAUGCUAUAUUAUUGUUUGUUUAUUUACUCCAUGUAUUGUAUUCAGAGAAACUCCUGUAUUGUUUCCUACUUUGUGAAAUAUAUUUUUAUAAAUACUUUUCUUGUUAUUGCUUUUCUUUCAGUUCUACCUGUACACUGCAGAAAGGAAUCUGCUUGAAUAACUUCAUAGUCUGUGGAGGAAUGUAGUUUCUCCAAAAUCAUUUAUUUAUUAGAUGAAUACAGUCAAAAUAAAAAGGAGAA
Molecule: messenger RNA, 3088 nt
Organism: Meleagris gallopavo (turkey)
Lineage: Eukaryota; Metazoa; Chordata; Aves; Galliformes; Phasianidae
Source: RefSeq, a predicted model, not a curated record